Ficedula albicollis (Collared flycatcher) is the source of this 749-nucleotide messenger RNA. It is a transcript of the gene SMIM12, whose product is annotated as small integral membrane protein 12. NCBI's taxonomy places the organism in Eukaryota, Metazoa, Chordata, Aves, Passeriformes, Muscicapidae. The annotation marks the transcript as partial. The transcript is spliced from 2 exons. The record is from RefSeq and is a predicted model, not a curated record.
CCCCGGGCGGCCGUGCGCUCCAAGGCCCCGUACGUCACCUUCCCGGUGGCCUUCGUGGUGGGGCUGGUGGGCUCCCAGCUGGAGUGGUUCCUGCGCGGAGACCCCCCGGCCACGGCCCAGGAGGAGAAGAGCAUCUCGGAGCAGCGGGAGGACCGCAAGCUGCAGGAGAUCGUGGGCGAGGACGUGACCAAGGUGGUGAGCCUGAAGGACAAGCUGGAGUUCGCCCCUCGGGCCGUGCUCAACAGGAACCGCCCCGAGAAGAGUUAAUAAUAAAGGGUGAUUUGGGCAAAGGCGGUGCCCCGGAGCGGCUGCUGGGGACCCCCUGACACUGCACUGCUUCCACCAGCCUCCCUCCGCACCUGCUGCUCCUCACUCACCCUCCCGGGCCCUCCGCAGGGUCAGGUUUGCCCCAUGGAUUUGCUGCAGGUUUGAUUUCUUCCACGGUGCGAAGGUAGAAGUUUGGACCUGAGUGCCAUGGGAUGGGGUCAGGCUGUGACAGGAAGAGCUGCUGCCCUGCUUCCAGAUCCCCUGUGGCUCUUGAUGAACCCCAAACAGCCCCACGCCACAGUGUUGCUCCAGCAGCCAUGGAGCUCUCUGAGACUCCUGUCCCUGCAUCGUCCCUCCCAGGGACGGUGACAGGGAGAGGUGAAAGUCUUAGUGCUGCUCCCUUGUGGUGCUCUGAGUGUGGCAAUGAGUUGGGAAUGGGGAGAUCUCUGCCCUCUGCACAAUAAACUUCUGUCAGUCCUUGG